Molecule: messenger RNA, 1003 nt
Organism: Anastrepha obliqua
Lineage: Eukaryota; Metazoa; Arthropoda; Insecta; Diptera; Tephritidae
Exons: 2
Coding region: 606-1001 (131 amino acids)
Source: RefSeq, a predicted model, not a curated record
ACGCGCGCGUCGACCACAAAAUAGGAACAGACAAGAAAAAUAUAUAUUUUUCUUUUUCUAUUUUUUGAAUAAAACAAUUAUCAAUACAUAAUAUUAGUGACAUGUGGCAAAUGCAAAAAAAAAUCGUUGCUAUAAUAGUGAAAUCAAUUUUGUAAGUGAAUUGGUGAAAAAGUGUUCAGCGAGAAAAGUAGAAGAGAAAUUUUUCAAGAUGUUUUGAAAAAAAAAAUAGUCUUUAUACGCUGCAAUAAGCAAAAUAUGUGAAAGUGAAAAAUGGCUUUUGUGAAUAACAUUCGCACUUAAGGUAAUAUCCGCCGGAGCGAUCGGAGUAGCAUCGUCAUCUAUGGAUGGCAAAGUGAACAUUCCACAAAAUGAGUUAAAGUGCCGCAAUUUGACGUUUUCGCAACCAACUAACAAAACCAAAAAGCACACAAUAACAAGAACAACAAACACAUCAGUAAGCUCAAUUCAGGCAAUUAUAAUCAUAAAGUGAUUCUUGCAAGCAACACAUCGCCGACCGGAUGGCGAGGUGGUAAGGCAGCGCAACUGUCGCCCGCGGCUCUUGCCCCGAGUAGAACGGGCACGGGAUAGUUACAGUCGUGGUUACUAUGCACGUUACACACGCUUCAAGGGAUGGGUGUCAAACUUUGAGCAGUAACAGCAGCAAUAGCAGCACCAAUAACAACGACAAAAAUAGCAAGAAGCUUGCCGACAUCACGCGCAAAAGUAGCGUAACUAACCAUUCAAUCAGCCAUUGUAAAAAUAGUAACGGCAACACUCAUAAAAAUAGCUGCAACAAGAGUAACGACAACGACAACGACACUGGAAAAGGCAGCAACACGAAGAGUGACAACUGCAAUACACAACAGCUAACGGGCAUUCUACGCCACAGUUGCCAUAGUCACAAUCGUCUCCGCAACGACAAUCACCCACACUUUGCCAUUGAUAACCUAGAAAGGCAUCGAUUUUCCGGCGUCAGUACAGUUGGCAGCAACGUCAUUUGACG